Molecule: messenger RNA, 810 nt
Organism: Pteronotus mesoamericanus
Lineage: Eukaryota; Metazoa; Chordata; Mammalia; Chiroptera; Mormoopidae
Product: basic proline-rich protein-like
Exons: 1
Coding region: 1-810 (269 amino acids)
Source: RefSeq, a predicted model, not a curated record
AUGCAGACGCGGAAAGCGACGUCCUCCUCAGUCUGUCCCGAUGCUAGGAUCUUCCCAGCGUCCGCCCGUCCCAGGGGGCGCCCCCGCGGCCGCACCGCCGCCCCUGGCACGGGCCUCGCGCCCCCACCCGCCCAGGGACCCCGCCGGUGCAGCCACCAAAGGCACCAAAUUGCCAUCCCCAACGUGCGGCCCGGGGUAGCGGGGCACGUGCCGGCCCCAGCGGAGGACCCGGGGCCCGAGGACCCUUCACCUCCGGAGAGGGGAAGCACUCCGUCUCGGGUCCCCGCGCCGAGAACGGCGACCGACGGGGACAGACCCCAGAAGGCUGGACGCGGCGACGCUGGUCCGCCCGGGUUACCCAGCGCGCGCCUCCGCGGCAUCCGGCGCCUCCUUCCCGCCGGCGACCCCCACCCCAGCCUGAGGGCGCGCGGCGAGGAGCGGUGGCCUGCUCAGCUCCCACCUCGGCGGACAGAGCCGGGGGCGGGGUCACCUCGGGGCUCCCCACUUCCUCGACGCGGCAGCCCGCGGGUGAGCCUCCCGUGGCGCCGCGUUGCGGUCCCUCUGCCUUCCUACCUGCCUCCAGGAACGCCCCCGGCGCGCAGGCUGGCAGGGCCGCUGCGUGGGUACCGCCCCCUCCCCGGCCCGGACGUCGGCCUGGCCUCGCGGAACGCCUGCGGAGGUCAGACCUCUCCCCAGAGCAGGCUGGCUUUCUCCCCUCCCCAUUUCCUCCCACCCCGCCCUGCUGACACCCAUCCCCAGUCCCAGUGGAAGGACGUGCCCCCGUGGACAGGCCACCACAGGGACCGGUGA